AUGGCCCACAUUCUUUACGUUUGGGUAGAUCAUGAGUGCAUUGUUCUGUCCGGCCGACCUAAAGAUGGACGCAGCAAACAGGCGGCUAAUCACAAUCGUACUCGUUUCCUUCUCUGUCUCUUUAGCGUCAUCAUCCUCAUCAGUGUGGCAUCAUCGGCAUUGCCAACAGCCUGCAUCAGGGUUGGAAGCUGGAGGUUGCAGGGGGCUCCUCUCUCUCUUCGUACCAGCCUGCAUGUAUCUAUAUGCCCACCAUAA
This is a messenger RNA of Protopolystoma xenopodis, 255 nucleotides long. The record is from the annotation of a GenBank genome assembly. NCBI's taxonomy places the organism in Eukaryota, Metazoa, Platyhelminthes, Monogenea, Polystomatidea, Polystomatidae.